UCGGGAGUAGAAGACAGGGGGACAUGCUGAUGGAGAUGAGACAUAAAUAUGGAAAUAUGACAGUUAGCUUAGAGUUUUUACUGUAGCACUGUGGAUGCGCUGGUUUCUACUAAGGUUGAAGCGUGGUGUUCAUGAGGACUUGAAUUGAAAGUGUUUUUUUCCUCAAUUAGAUAGCUAGGAAGGUUAGUGUGUGAGUUGGAGGGGGUCUGUUGCUGGAUUUGGAGAAGGAAAACAACAUGGCCGCGGUGGAGCUAGAAUGGAUCCCAGAGACACUGUACAACACUGCAAUAUCAGCAGUGGUGGACAAUUACAGUCGAUCGCGAAGGGACAUUCGCUCCCUUCCUGAAAAUAUACAGUUUGAUGUAUACUAUAAGCUUUACCAGCAAGGCAGGCUCUGUCAGCUGGGAGGGGAGUUCUGCGAGCUGGAGGUCUUUGCCAAAGUCCUGCGUGCCUCAGACAAAAGACACCUCCUGCACCACUGCUUCCAGGCUCUGAUGGACCACGGCGUGAAGGUGGCCUCUGUGCUGGCCAACUCCUUCAGCCGACGCUGCUCCUACAUUGCAGAGUCUGACGACCAUGUCAAGGAGAAGGCUAUCCAGUUUGGGUUUGUUUUGGGUGGCUUCUUGUCGGAUGCAGGCUGGUAUGGUGAAGCAGAGAAGGUGUUCCUGUCAUGCCUGCAGCUGUGCAUGCUACAUGAUGAGGUCCUUCACUGGUACCGUGCCGUUGAGUGUUGCGUCAGGUUACUCCAUGUCCGCAACGGCAACUGCAAAUACUACCUGGGAGAGGAGACUUUCAAGCUAGCUCAGUCGUACAUGGAUAAACUGUCCAAACACGGCCACCAGGCCAACAAGGCAGCGCUGUAUGGAGAGCUGUGUGCCUUGCUCUUUGCCAAGAGCCACUAUGACGAGGCCUACCGGUGGUGUAUAGAGGCCAUGAAGGAGAUCACUCCUGGCCUGCCUGUUAAAGUAGUGGUAGAUGUCCUCAGACAAGCCUCAAAGGCCUGUGUGGUGAAGAGGGAGUUCAGGAAAGCAGAACAGCUGAUCAAACAUGCUGUAUUUCUGGCGAGGGAAAAUUUCGGACACAAGCAUCCUAAAUACUCCGACACUCUUCUAGACUAUGGAUUUUACUUAUUAAAUGUUGAUAAUAUCUGUCAAUCGGUUGCCAUUUACCAGACGGCCUUGGAUAUCCGGCAGUCCGUUUUCGGGGGAAAGAACAUCCACGUAGCGACUGCACACGAGGACCUAGCCUACUCCUCCUACGUGCACCAGUACAGCUCUGGGAAAUUCGACAAUGCGCUCUUCCAUGCUGAACGUGCCAUAGACAUCAUAACUCACAUUCUCCCAGAGGACCAUCUGCUGCUUGCGUCCUCCAAGAGGGUCAAAGCUCUGAUCCUGGAGGAGAUAGCCAUCGACUGCCACAACAAGGAGACAGAGGAGCGCCUGCUGCAGGAAGCCCACGACCUUCACCUCUCCUCCCUGCAGCUGGCCAAGAAGGCCUUCGGAGAGUUCAACGUCCAGACGGCCAAGCACUACGGCAACCUGGGGCGUCUCUACCAGUCAAUGAGGAAGUUCAAGGAGGCUGAGGAAAUGCACAUAAAGGCGAUCCAGAUCAAGGAGCAGCUGCUGGGGCAGGAGGACUACGAGGUGGCCCUGUCUGUGGGACAUCUGGCCUCCCUCUACAACUACGACAUGAACCAGUACGAGGAUGCAGAGAGGCUCUACUUGCGCUCCAUCGCUAUUGGCAAGAAGCUGUUUGGGGAGGGCUAUAGUGGCCUGGAGUACGACUACCGUGGACUGAUCAAGCUUUACAACUCAGUGGCGAACUAUGAGAAAGUGUUUGAGUACCACAAUGUGCUGUCCAAUUGGAACCGACUGAGGGACAGGCAGUUUGCUGUGGCCGAUGCCCUCGAGGACGUCAACACCUCCCCUCAGCAGACCCAGGAAGUGGUGCAAGCUUUCUUAUUGGCCCAGAGCCUUGGACCAACUCGCCCAUGUCUUAGCUGAAGGACUUGGACAUGCACAUACACUAAACACACAUACACAGAAUCUACAGCCUCACAUGCCACCUCUUCUGGCUCUACCAAUUCUAUUUUGGCACCUUGUUUUGGACAAACCCACACAGGAAAGUCUGAUUUGGAGAAAAUACAAUCAUACAAAACAAAUUUAAAUACACACACAGUCACAUACAUGCAUACAUGUGGCAGCGUGCAACGUUGAUGGGACCUUCAAUCCGCCUGCUUUUACCAGUCCGGAGAGCCGGCUAUUUAUUAGACUAUUUUCAACCAAAGGAGUAAGAGAGCUCUUGGGAAGACAAAAAGACCAUGGCAUUCUUCACAUGCCUCUUUUUUUUUUUUUUUCUUCUUGGUUAGGACGUUUUUGGUUUCUGAAUCAAGUGCAGCUGACCAGACUGUCAGGUCCUACACCCUCUGAGACAAGACAUGCCAUGAAAUACCCAAUGUGCUUUUUUGCCAUGGCCUGUCAUAUACACUCUGUGAUCUCUGGACCACGCACACAACACUACUAGCUAUAUUUUAACCACUGUGGCAGACAAGGGAUGACGACAGAAGUUCCACAUGCUUUUGGUUACUUGUACAGUAAAACUAUGUUGGUUUCAUCUGAGCGGUUCAUAGCGUUAAAAAAAACGUUCCAGUCCUUCAGAAAGUAUUUGUGGUCCUUGAAUAUGCCCUCUUAUGACGUCCUGGAAAAUAAAGAAUUACUUUUUACACAAUUCGGCACAGUAAUUGUAAUCAGUGAAUUGUUUUGGACCAGUGGAAUUAUUGUGACAAUUACAUACCGGCUUUGAACUUUUUUUUUCUUCCAUUUGAUAAUGCCUUUAAGCUUAGUACUGACAGUUUAAUUUAUAUGCAAAGUCGGUGUAAUGUAGCCCUGUUUAAACUUUGAAGAGGUAUGCGCCAAAUGAUUUGGGACUAAAACUGGCCGUUAGGGCAUGGAUGGAACCAUGGGGGGGAGGAGAGAGCGGGUGUAGUGUCCUGAAGAGCCAGCAGUUUUUAAUUCACCACUUGUCUAUGUUGUGCUGUUCUUGCACGCUGGUGUGUGCAUUUGUGCAGGCCAUCAGUAUACAUUGAGCUUUGUGUGAUCCAGGGCUAUGUUGAUGGAUACCAGCCUUACACAAGUCUGUCUGUGUGUGUCAGAUAUUCACUCAGCGGACCCAUGCGAAAGUGCUGUAUUACAUUAUUCAGAAAAAAGCACUGAAAUUGGGGACCCAGGAUGUAUGUGUCUCUGACUGAUGCAUGUGACUUCUGUGUGCACUUGACCCUUAAUCAAUAUUUUUCAAUUUUUACAAUCUGUUACUGAAAUUAGUUUUUUUCUUUUCUGUAUCCUUUUCUCAGAAUCUCUGUAUUUGUGCAACUUUAUAUUAAGUUCUGCCUCAAUCAAAUGUCGCAAAAAAAGGUUCUUUAGAAAGUGGUUUUGUGCAAGCAUGGAGUUUUUGUCACAGUGCUCUUACAUUUACGUUACGUUAUGUCACAACUUUCUUCAAACUGUGAAGUUAGCGUUGUGCUUUUUUGUGUUAACCAGAGGGAAAAAAGCUCUGCCUUGCUCUCGCCUCAGUGCUACAAUGGACUGCUCUGUGCUUUGUCGCUCAACAGCUGUUGGACAUCCCUCUGCGGUGUGUUUGUCUCUGCAGCGCUAGAGUGCUGACUCCUCCACCUAGUCCCAGCUGAUGUCCAAGCCUUAGCCCUUAAAGGACGCUCAGCUCCACCAUAACGCUCUUCUCCCUGGCACCCUUGCAUACUCCUGAUAUGCCCCAGCUCUAACUGCAACCAAUGGCUGACUGUUAGAGAACAUAACAUAGAUUCGGAAAAACACAACUGCCAAGGAUGUUUUACUGUAGUUAGCUGAAAAUACUACUUCUAGGCCAUUCUCCCUAAAAGCGACAGACUGACCCCACCAUCUGUCUAGAACUGUGUUGGAACUGGCUUCCAAAUGGCUUGCAGAUACGAAUGUUACCUUUCGAAUGUAGCAAGGCAACUCAAUGGGGACGUUUGAAUGUGACAAUAAAAUGGCGGUCAGCUUUGAGACCGAUGUGAGAAAGGAAAUAGGGACUACUAUGUCACGGGGGACCACCUUACAAACAAAUAUGGAUACGCGGAUGAUGCUAAAUAAAGCUGUGAUCUCUCCAAACA
This is a messenger RNA of Osmerus eperlanus (European smelt), 4144 nucleotides long. It is a transcript of the gene appbp2, whose product is annotated as amyloid beta precursor protein (cytoplasmic tail) binding protein 2. The transcript is spliced from 13 exons. Gene Ontology annotation, molecular function: protein binding; ubiquitin-like ligase-substrate adaptor activity. Bases 237 to 2003 code for a protein of 588 amino acids. The record is from RefSeq and is a predicted model, not a curated record. Gene Ontology annotation, cellular component: Cul2-RING ubiquitin ligase complex. Gene Ontology annotation, biological process: proteasome-mediated ubiquitin-dependent protein catabolic process; intracellular protein transport. NCBI's taxonomy places the organism in Eukaryota, Metazoa, Chordata, Actinopteri, Osmeriformes, Osmeridae.